UUCACAAACUCAAAGGAAGAAAAAAACUUGUUCGCAGCUGUUGGAGCUCAUCAGGCGUGAAGGAGCUGCGGGGCAAUUUAUUAAAGAACAUGUCCAGUUCGUUGGAGAGGGUUGUGGCACAGAAGAAGGAAGCCAUCGAGGCUGUGAUGGACAUGUUUCAGAAGGGGGCUGAGGUGUUGGCCAGCGCCGUGGGAGAGCUCUUCCCCCUCUGCGAGGCUGCUGCUCCGGUUCUCCGCCUGGCCUUAGACAAUGUCCAGAGCAAAGAGGUCUUUUACGUCAAAGAGCAAUUCCUGACGGUGAGGAACAAGCUUGACGUGCUCUCCACACAACUGGAAGACAUCGACUGCGAGAUCAAGAAGGGGAGACUGGACUCCCAGUACUUCUCGGUGGAGGAAAACAUUAGGAACCAGUUCAGGAAAUAUAUGGACAUCUUGGAGGCAAAACAGCAGUUCAGGGAGGUGAAGACCAGACUCUUUCUGGAGCAUUUUGCUAAAACCGGAGGAGAGAAGAAUCUGUUUGUGUUGUAUGAUGCUCUGAUGGGUACGAACACCUUUGGAGAGUCAGUUUUAGAGUUGGUAGAAAGGUAUGUGGUGAGGAACCGCCGACUCCUGGAAGAUUUCUGUGUCCGGAUGAAGGAGCUCUUCUGUUUAGGUCUGAUUGCUCUGCUGGGCCAUUGUGCAUUGACCCAAGGCCAAGAGGAAGAGCAGGAAAAGAUCCAAGAGUGGAGCAGCAAAAUUGAAGAAGUGGAGUCCAAGAUGAAGACAACCAUCGAGUCCUGUAUUGCUGCCUUCCCAGAGCAAGCAAAAUUAGACGCCCAGCGACUCCUGCAAGAAAAGGGAGAAGAAAACCUGCAAGAUACGACUCAGCAGCUUCUAGAGUUUUUGGUGAAAAAGUAUGAUUGGGUCAGCUGGUCAGUGAGGCUCAUCAACCAUUCAGGCAGCACCUACCGGAACUGGCGAGCAGGGGAGCACUUUCAUCACGUGUCAGGACAGAACUGGUUCGAGGUGCUCCAGGUGAACAACAUAAACCUGGUGGUGUCGUACAGCACCAAACCCCAGCCGGUGCCCCGCGACUGCAUCCGGCAGGUGAUGACGGAGGGUCAGGGGAAGAAGGGAAACGCCCCGGCAGUGGUGGAAGUGCUGGAGAAGCAGCUGUGUGGGUUUGUUGUUCACGCCGUCAGUCGCCACAAGGAGUCUGCAGCUGCAUGGAGCUUUCCGGAAGAAUGUCACUACUGGGAGAGACAUAAGAAUGUGGCAGUGUGUGUGCACUCUGAAUAAAGCUGUUUAAACAUUUUACAGCAGGAACGUGUAUUCAGAUUGAGAUAUUAUAAAUUUAUGUUGCUUGUCCAUAUGAAAGAUUUAGGUAAGAAUAUCAGUAUUUAUCAUUAAAAUAAUUGAAAAUACUGAAUCUCAUAAACUAGGGAUGCACCAAUCUGAUACAACAAAAUGGUAUCAGAGCCAUAUACUGAUCUUAUUAACUGAACUGGGUACUGGCCAGAUGUAACCAGUCCACAUUUAAACCUUAACUGAGUGAGAGGGUGGGAGCAGCAGUGAACAAUACAUUUAUUUUAUACACUUAUAUCUUUAUUCUGUGUGUUUUAUCUUAAUCUGAACGAAAACUACUAACAAGGUCAGAUAAAUGUUGUGGAGUUUAAAGAACAGUAAUGUGGUGGGCUCCCAUUAGAUCAAUGCAGUGAGGAAUAAUUAAAAAAAAAAAAAAAAUUAAUGGGGUAGGGAGCAGGAAGCAGCACUGGUACUGGAUCAAUACUCAAUAUUGGCCAGGACCUGUCAGAACCAGUAUCAGGCUGCAUCCCUAUUAGGAACACAGUAUUUCAGAUUUUUUUAUUGAAAUAAUUUAAUCACAAAUGCACUUUUACUAGCAAACUCUUUAUACAGUAGAUAUUUGAAUUAUAGACAUUUGAAGUAAAUGUAUUUAUUUAUGUUGCAGCGGGUUAAAUAUUAACUGCUUGCAUAUUAUAAAUUGUAUCACUGUGUGUGUAUUUGUUUAUUUCUAAUACUAACACUGUACUGUAUACAAAAAUAGGAUGCGUCUAUGCUUUUACUGUACCUCUGCAGCACGCAGUGAUAAUCCAGCCCCCCAUGAGAAAUGGCUUCUGCACCUACCGCUCUAAAGAGAUGCUGAGGCUGCAUCUACAUGCACUGUGCUCCCAUUUUGUCUCUGCUCAGCAGGCUGGCCUACAUAACUCUGACAGGGAGCGCAGAGGUUACUUUUUCCAGGCAUGAAAAACAGGAGGCUUGGAGUUUGGCACUGGAGACGUGACAAUGUGCCUUGUGUUCUAAACACAUUCAAACCCCUUGAUGCUGAACCAAAACUACUGAACCCCAGGGCUACCAGUGCUGUGCCUAGAAUUAUCCAAUGGUCUGUGUUCAACUGUUUCUGGAUAUGAGGUGAUUUUGUCUGCAAGAUUCUUUAUUUGUGUAUUUUAUUUUUGUAACAUGUGGUGAUAAAUGAUCAUUGCUGUCUUGUCUUGCUCUUCCCAGCCAAAUGCGAUGGUUUUAUUUUUUUAAUUUAUGUAUGAUUUUCUUCCUACGUUAGAGGAUUUUUUUCUGUUAUAAUAUCCUUGCUCACACUAUACACUAAAUUUAAACAAACAAACCACUGAGAUUUUUACCAGAAUUUUAAAAUCACUUCACUCCCUGGCCAUCUAUCAAACCAAACACACCACUUGGGGAGGUUUAAAUCUGCUGUGUUAUGCCAAUUGGUGAUAUAGAGUAGUGACCAGGGCAUAUAUCAAAAUGUCAUGUCACAAUAUUUAAACCACACUAGCCUCUAUUCAUACAAUAAAUCUCAAUAAAAUCAGUGCAUGAUCAAUGGUCAGCGUUCAUCUUUAUGCUUUAUGACAAUUAAUGACCAAAUACAAAUAGUUAAUGGAUGUGUAAACAAGUAUAAUCUAAUAUCUGCCUCUCUUUUCUUGUACAAAUGUGAUUUACGCAGCACUGUUAGCGUCUACGCCCAUUAAAACGAGGCAGUGCACCCUCAGCAACAGGGACUCCGGCUAAUUUAAUUGAUAUUUACACAUAAGUCAGCAUUUCCUAACCGCAGCUCUAGUUUGAUAGUCUAUGAAUAACCUUUGGCUGAGCUAAUAUCCUGCAGACGAGCAGCAAAGUGCUUGGCUUAGCAGGAUAGUAUCAGUCAUAAUGCCUGGUGUAGGUGCAGAGCGGGUGGAGACGGCCAUCAUUUCAUAUCUCAGUGGAUCUGGAGGGUCUUUAGCCAGUCCGUCAUGAAUCAGGCCUGUCAGAGUCCAUCAAGUGUUAUCUGUAACAUACAUCACAGCACAGGAGGAAGUGGACUGUGUUGAAUCAUCACAAGGUCUCUCAGUGUGCAGUGGAAAGUAGCUGCUGCUGGAGAAAUUAGGUUGUUGUGAGGUUCAGUGGUGUUGUUUAGGGAAAAGGUAAAUGAUAAAAUUGGUACAUAUAACUACAUUUAAGCUAAAAUGAUUAAUUUGAUUUUUGAUUGAAGGUGAAGAUGAAAACUGC
Lates calcarifer (barramundi perch) is the source of this 3497-nucleotide messenger RNA. RefSeq names its product protein rapunzel. Lineage: Eukaryota; Metazoa; Chordata; Actinopteri; Centropomidae. The coding region runs from base 90 to 1277 and encodes 395 amino acids. The record is from RefSeq and is a predicted model, not a curated record. The transcript is spliced from 3 exons.